AUGCCUGACCAAAAAUUCCUCUUGCGAGCUUGCAUGUCGCACCACUUCAAGCAAGGCAAAUCGGCUGCUGAGACUCAUCAUCUGAGGUAUUUGGCGAAGAAGCCUUGUCAGAAAGCCAGUGUCGACAAUCGUUCCAGCGUUUCAAAAACGGUAUUGAAAGUCCGUCAUUGA
Haemonchus placei is the source of this 171-nucleotide messenger RNA. The record is from the annotation of a GenBank genome assembly. NCBI's taxonomy places the organism in Eukaryota, Metazoa, Nematoda, Chromadorea, Rhabditida, Trichostrongylidae.